UCUGGCCGCGAGGCCCUGGUCAGGAGCUGCGCAGCGAGCAGGCUCUGCUCAUCCCCUCACGUCCAGAUAUGCCUUGCAGCCCCCCAACCAGCGAAUCUUGCGACAGAGAUGCCCUCAAAAGCUGGGGAAGCCAUCCGCACAUGCCCUCGCGCCCGCCGCCGCUCAAUCCGGGCCUCCUGACCUGGGCCUGAUCAUAUGGCGUGAGGUCGAAUCAAAAGAUUCCCUCAGGCUUGCUUCUCGCCACCUCUCCUGCACCCACGGACAUCCGCGCUCCCCUUCCCCCUCGCAUAGCACUCAGCAAGGUUCUGGCACGCGAAGAGCACUGACCGUGGUUCAAGCAUUGCAACACGAGAGUCCGCCACCAUGAUCAUGAUCGCCAUGGCCACGAAGCUCCUCACGGUAUUCCUCGUCCUGCUCUGCGUGAAAGCGUCGCCCGCACCGACGCGCGUCUCGUUGCUGGAACCGCGCGAGGAGCUGCAAAAGUGCACCACGGAGCCGUAUUUCCCGGACGACCCCAAGUCGUGCGGGAUAUGCCAACAGAGCUACGGAGAUAUCGAUGGCUGCGUUGAUGCUGCCCCCGUGCUGGCCAACUUCUCCAUGAUCAUCUUCAACCCUGGCGCCUUCGUCGAUGUCAUCCGCUGUGCAUGCACAGACACGUUCAAGUCCGUCUUCCCCCAGUGCGCGGAUUGCUUCAUCAAGACGAACCAGAGUAACGUGCUAGACGCGCCCAAUCUGCCGGAUGUGGUCGACGGCAUGCGGAAGGUCUGUGCCCUCUCCUCCGCCCUCCUCGGCAACGUCUCCGUCACGAACAACGAGAGCGUCGCCACCUCCGCGCCCUCACCGACCUCGAACGCCGCUUCUGCGAUACCCGUGGGCCUCGGCUCAUUGCUACCAGUCGCUGUGGCGGCCGCUCUGGGUGUCGUUGGCGGUGCACUGGCGUUGUGAGCGGUGUUAGCUGUGAACGGUAUCGGUACCACGAACAGUGUCGCCGCUGCAUGAAGCACGCACAUGCCGGAGGACACAGAUCUCGGAUUUGGACUUGGGAUGCACCUCGAACUCUUGAGAAGCUCUUCCAGAGCCCUUCACGAUCGUUAUGACCCUUCACGACCUACGAACCUGUAACGUCCACUAACGAUAAUC
Schizophyllum commune H4-8 is the source of this 1140-nucleotide messenger RNA. RefSeq lists its product as uncharacterized. Bases 379 to 945 code for a protein of 188 amino acids. Lineage: Eukaryota; Fungi; Basidiomycota; Agaricomycetes; Agaricales; Schizophyllaceae. The transcript is spliced from 5 exons. The record is from RefSeq and is a predicted model, not a curated record.